ACUUCAGAUCCGAGCUCAGACACACCAGAGUGAGAGAUGAAGAUGAAGGCUGUUCUCUCUGUCCUCCUCCUGGCAGCUCUGACAGGAGCAGCUACAGCUCUGUUCUGGAGAAAAUACAUUCAUGUGAAUGAACAACUGAACUGGACUGAAGCUCAGGCAUACUGCAGGGAGAAUUAUGUAGAUCUGUUGACCAUGGAAACACAAGAGGAAAAAGAUAACUACCGAAAUUAUACUCAGGGUAAUUGUUCUGCAGGGUGUUGGACUGGUCUCAGCGGGAACGGUCAAAAGAUGACCUUUACUCAGUGGUCUGAUGGAAGCUUACUGACUUUCACACAUUGGGGCAAGAAUGAGCCAUCCAAUACAAUCGAUGCUAACUGUGUAUAUACAAACAAUCAUUGGCAUAAUGAUUACUGUACAAAUGCUCGGACCUUCAUCUGCUACACUUGGGAGCCAGAGCUGAUCGUGGUGCAGGAGAUGAAGACCUGGGAAGAAGCUCUGAAGUACUGCAGAAUGAACUACACUGACCUGGUAAGCCUCGACACAGAGAGAGCUCACCUUUUGGUCAACAGCAAGAGCAGUGAAAUUCUGACACCCAGUUUCUGGACCGGGCUGCGCUUCCUGGAUGGAUCAUGGUUCUGGGUGAACCAGGCCUUGACGGAUGAACCAGGCCUGGGGAACCUGAGUCUUAUGCCCUCGUGCCCUGCCCCACGUUUCCGUUGUGGAGCCAGAAAAGCCAAAUCUAAUGUCCUGGAGAACAGAGACUGUGAGGAGAAAAUGAACUUCAUCUGCUACCAACUAUCCAUCCCCGAGAACAGUGGGAUAGUGUUCCUGUAG
Pangasianodon hypophthalmus (striped catfish) is the source of this 834-nucleotide messenger RNA. RefSeq names its product macrophage mannose receptor 1-like. NCBI's taxonomy places the organism in Eukaryota, Metazoa, Chordata, Actinopteri, Siluriformes, Pangasiidae. The transcript has 2 exons. Bases 37 to 834 code for a protein of 265 amino acids. The record is from RefSeq and is a predicted model, not a curated record.